AUGGCGCUGCUCCGACGCCCGACGGUGUCCACUGAUUUGGAGAAUGCUGACACUGGAGUUAAUUCUAAAGCUAGGAGUCAUGUGACAAUCAGACGGGCAGUUUUAGAAGAAAUUGGAAAUAGAGUUACAACCAGAGCUACACAAGUAGCUAAGAAAGCUCAGAACACCAAAAUACCUGUUCAACCCACCAAAACAAAUGUCAGCAAACAACUGAAACCUACUGCUUCUGUGAAACCAGUACAGAUGGAAAUGUUGGCUCCAAAGGGUCCUUCCCCCCCACAGGAGGACAUCUCCAUGAAGGAAGAGACUCUCUGCCAAGCUUUCUCUGAUGCCUUGCUCUGCAAAAUCGAGGACAUUGAUCGUGAGGACUGGGAGAACCCUCAGCUCUGCAGCGAUUACGUUAAGGAUAUCUACCAGUAUCUACGGCAGCUCGAGGUUCUGCAAUCCAUAAAUCCACACUUCUUAGAUGGAAGAGAGAUAAACGGACGCAUGCGUGCCAUCCUGGUGGACUGGCUGGUGCAAGUCCACUCCAAGUUUAGGCUGCUUCAGGAGACUCUGUACAUGUGCGUCGCCAUCAUGGACCGAUUUUUACAGGUUCAGCCGGUUUCUCGUAAGAAGCUUCAGCUGGUUGGGAUUACAGCUCUGCUCUUGGCUUCCAAAUAUGAGGAGAUGUUUUCUCCAAAUAUUGAAGACUUCGUUUACAUCACAGACAAUGCUUAUGUGGAACAGCACACUUUAGCCAAAUAUCUGAUGGAGCUGACUCUCAUUGACUAUGACAUGGUGCAUUAUCACCCUUCAAAGGUGGCAGCGGCUGCAUCCUGCCUGUCCCAGAAGGUUCUGGGCCAAGGAAAAUGGAACUUAAAGCAGCAGUAUUAUACUGGAUACACAGAAAAUGAAGUAUUGGAAGUCAUGCAGCACAUGGCCAAAAAUGUAGUGAAAGUUAAUGAAAACUUAACAAAAUUCAUCGCCAUCAAGAAUAAGUAUGCAAGCAGCAAACUCCUGAAGAUCAGCACAAUUCCUCAGCUGAACUCAAAAGCCGUCCAAGAGCUUGCCUCCCCUCUGAUGGGACGGCCCUAGGCUGCUGUGGCCCUCGGGGAAGAGUGCUCCAACUGUGCAUUUGGUCUCGCUGAUCUGGAGCUCUUCACUUUGUAUAUAGUCCUCUGGUCUAUUUCAUGAAACCUUUCCUUAGGCCUAUUUUCUAAAAUGUAUAUUGAGGAAAAAUAAAGCUAUUAAUUUUUCUUAAAGUA
Odobenus rosmarus divergens (Pacific walrus) is the source of this 1247-nucleotide messenger RNA. It is a transcript of the gene CCNB2, whose product is annotated as cyclin B2. Gene Ontology annotation, biological process: regulation of cyclin-dependent protein serine/threonine kinase activity; mitotic cell cycle phase transition. Gene Ontology annotation, molecular function: cyclin-dependent protein serine/threonine kinase regulator activity. The transcript has 9 exons. Gene Ontology annotation, cellular component: nucleus; cyclin-dependent protein kinase holoenzyme complex; cytoplasm. The record is from RefSeq and is a predicted model, not a curated record. Lineage: Eukaryota; Metazoa; Chordata; Mammalia; Carnivora; Odobenidae. Bases 1 to 1077 code for a protein of 358 amino acids.